Messenger RNA from Podarcis raffonei (Aeolian wall lizard), 708 nucleotides. Its product is annotated as zinc finger protein 570-like. Gene Ontology annotation, biological process: regulation of transcription by RNA polymerase II. Gene Ontology annotation, molecular function: RNA polymerase II cis-regulatory region sequence-specific DNA binding; DNA-binding transcription factor activity, RNA polymerase II-specific. Lineage: Eukaryota; Metazoa; Chordata; Lepidosauria; Squamata; Lacertidae. The coding region runs from base 1 to 708 and encodes 235 amino acids. The transcript has a single exon. The record is from RefSeq and is a predicted model, not a curated record.
AUGGAGAACUCUCAGCAGGACGAGGUGCAUAAGACAUUAACAGAAAUUUCUCGAUGGAACAUGCCGGUGACAGCAGCUAUUGAUGAGGAAAGAUGUGAGUGCAACAGGGACCAGGGGAGGAAGCCAGCAAAGCAGGAGGAUGAAGUCAGCAAGUUCCCAGAAGGUCUUACAGCUGCUGGUAAGGAAACCUCCUUGGUACACUUGAGGCCCAAGAAGCGCUCAGUCUCCAACUACGGCCAAAAGCGCAACUACCGAUUAGGACGCGUCAUGAAACAUGCUGGAGAGAAACACUAUCACUCUCCCACAUCAGGGGAAAGCACCCAGCAAAAAACAUGCCUUCUGGCACACCAGGGAAUCCAACCUGGGGGAAAAUUGUACGACUGCUCUGAAUGUGGGAAGAGCUUCUCUACAAGAUCUACAUUUCUUAGACAUAAGAAAAUCCACACCAGGGAGAGUCCCUUUGAAUGCCUCGAGUGUGGGAAAAGCUUUAAUCAGAGAACAAACCUUUUGAGACAUCAGAAGAUCCAUACGGGCGAGAAAGUGCAUGAAUGCCCCAAGUGUGGGAAAAAGUUCUAUCGGAAAGAUAAGUUGAUUCGGCACCAGAGAAUUCAUACCGGGGAGAAACCACAUGAAUGUCCGGAGUGUGGCAAAAGCUUUGGGGUUAAGGAGAGUUUACGUAGACACCAGACAAUUCAUCUUGGAUACUGA